Penicillium canariense is the source of this 690-nucleotide messenger RNA. RefSeq lists its product as uncharacterized. Bases 1 to 690 code for a protein of 229 amino acids. Lineage: Eukaryota; Fungi; Ascomycota; Eurotiomycetes; Eurotiales; Aspergillaceae. The record is from RefSeq and is a predicted model, not a curated record. The transcript has a single exon.
AUGGCGACUCGCAGCCCGCAAUCAACCUCAAUCCAACCCCCUCUCGCCCUCGACCCAGUCUCCACUUGGCGCGCCUGGCAAACGCUCGAAAUCUACUUCACAGUCCUCCUAAACCGCCAACUCCGCCGCCGCUGGCUCCUCGAGCACAAAAGCAUGCAAGACCGCCCGGUCUCCCAACGCUUCCGACCAGUCCUCCACCUCGAGCCAGUUCCAACCCUCCACAAACCCCGCCUACUCCCCGCAGACACAAACGACCCGCACAACCCCUUCAACAAACUCGUGCUCGAAACGCUCAAGACCAAAGUGGAGUUGCUGCGUGCCCGUGUGGAGAAGGGCAAGGAACUCGCGGCGGAAAUAGAGCGGCGCAUGGUGAAACCGCACGUUACAUUCCCUACGCACUUCUGCCAUACUUGUGUUGCGGAUGGCGAGACGGGGGGCGUGGAGGUGCUGUUGACCAAGUGCGGGCACCGUGUGUGUCAGACUUGUUUGUCGUUUGGAAUGGGCAGUGAUGGUGUGUAUGAAUGUAGUAUUUGCUUUGCGCCGGCGGAUCUUGUGGCCCGCUCGCCGUUGAGUGCGCAGAGGAGUUGCUCGGAAAAGAUUACGCGGGUAUCGAAGAAGUCAUUGGUAGCGGGUGGGAAGGGGCGGAAGGGGCCAAAGGCGCUAGCUUCACCGUUGGUUGAAUCGAAAUAG